This is a messenger RNA of Nicotiana attenuata, 1786 nucleotides long. RefSeq names its product protein JASON. NCBI's taxonomy places the organism in Eukaryota, Viridiplantae, Streptophyta, Magnoliopsida, Solanales, Solanaceae. The record is from RefSeq and is a predicted model, not a curated record. The transcript has 5 exons. The coding region runs from base 205 to 1551 and encodes 448 amino acids. Gene Ontology annotation, biological process: male meiosis II.
UCAAAGUAAUAAACCCCUUUUCCCCCCUUCCUGUCUUAGCCUCCCUACCAAAUUUCUUGACCGUUUCAAACGCUCCUCCUCUGCUAUCAUCAUGAGGAUUCUUGGCUAAUACCCCUUUGUUAUUUCUCCACCAUUCUUGGCUGGAACAGAAUCCAAAUCUGAAACCAAGAUUUGAGUUCACAACAAUUUUGGGUUGCUGCUUAAAUGGGUUGUUUUCUUGGGUGUUUUGGUGGUGAUAAGGACAAGAAACGUCGCAAACAGAGGCACAAAGUCAUCCCUCCAGACCAAAAACAUGUCUGUAGGGAUCCUCCAAAAAGCACCAUCUCCACUGAACAAAGCAUCAUAGAGAAGGAACCCUUCUCUGAGAACUUGGUUGCGGAAGCACGAGAUGAUGGGUCUCGGAACUUGGUUGCAGAAGCACAAGAUAGGUCUGAGGAACAACUGAGCUUGAGUGCUAGAAAAAGAGUUACCUUUGAUUCAAAGGUCACUACAUAUGAUCCUGUUUCAAUCUAUGAAAGUACAGAUUCUUUACGCGAAACCAAGAAAGCUGGUGAAAACGAAGAAGAGGAGGGUUGCCUUGCUAAAUCAAGCCAGUCCAACUCUUCCUCUGAAGAGGGUUCAGCCAUAUCUAGUGUUGGAUCAUACCCUCCAAACCACAGGUAUCAGAACUGCAGAGACAGUGAUGAUGAGGCUGAGGAUUUUGGUGACAGUGACUUGGACGACGAAUAUGAUCUCGAUGAUGAAGACUACGGCAGGGAUUCCGAUUGUGAAGGUGGACUUCAAGUGUGGUCUGAAUCAGUGGUAACUGCAUCAGUGGGAUCUAAGGCUGAUGAUAAGUCCUUUCAUCUAGUGAAUGAAGAGGAGGAAGUGGAUAGUCCUGCGAUGUUUGGCGUGCCUGAGAAGGAAAUGAGAAAGGGCGAAACAAAAGGAUAUGUAAGAGAUAGAAGUGCUUAUAUCCAUCCUGUGUUGAACCCUGUGGAAAACCUCAGUCAGUGGAAAACUAUUAAAUCUAAAGCAGCAGAACCCUUGAAGAUGCUGCCACAGAAGGAAAAUUUUAUCUCAGAAGUAGAAGGGCCUCGUGCUUCAUUCAGUUUAGAACCGACAUUUAAGCAAUCAUCUUCAUCUAGUUUCAGGCCAAAGCCUAAGGAUCAAGAAAUUGGAGUUGAUGCUAGUCUCUCAAAUUGGUUGGUUACACCUGACAAUACUAAGAAGGCUGGCUCAGAAAAGAGCAUGUCACAAGGUUCCAACUCUGUGAUGAGCUUUGAAGACAGACCGAUUUUAGGUGCCUUGACGGUUGAGGAGCUGAAACAGAUGUCAGCGUCUUCCUCCCCGAGGAAAUCACCCAGUCGGAGCCCUGAUGAUAUGCCUAUCAUAGGAAGUGUUGGGACCUAUUGGAAUCCAUCAGGGUCUGCAAAAGACUCCGGGUCAGCUUCUUCUUUUAAAGGCAUACCAAACUCAACUAGCAAGUACAGAGAGGAUAAGAGAGUGAAUUGGCAUUCAACUCCAUUUGAGGCAAGACUGGACAGAGCCUUGAAACAAGGUGCUGCAUAAGCCUCUAAAGCUUGAUUAUUGUAUAUCUAAACUGGCACACCUGUUUGUAAGACAUUUUUUAUUUCUAUAUUGUGUGUUGCUUACAUUUCUAUACGGUUGCUGGAUUUUGUUGUGUAUGUGAAUUUGAAAGUGGUAUAUGGGGAAACUGUUUGUUGUAAUUCUUUUUUGUAACUAUGAUAAGUGGUUAUGUACUGGAUUUAUCUAUUCAUCUUCGUCACUUUGUGUUUCUGUGGAA